ACAGAAUGUAACCCGGAGAGAGAUUAAGAGUUCAAGAAGAGAGAAAGAUAACAGUGCAAAAAUGGCAGAGGCCAGUGUAUUAUUAGCUCAGGACCAGUUCACUUGUGCAAUCUGUUUGGAUCUUUUAAAGGGUCCAGUGACUAUUCUCUGUGGACACAGUUUCUGUAUGGAUUGUAUCUCAGAUUGCUGGGAUCAAGAGGAUCCAAAGGGAGUCUACAGCUGCCCACAGUGCAGGCAGACUUUUACUCCAAGGCCAGUUCCGGGCAGAAACACAAUGCUGGCUGAAGUGGUGGAGAAGCUGAAGCUUCUGGGACUCCAGUCUGCUCCUGCUGACCACUGCUAUGCUGGACCUGGAGAUGUGGAGUGUGACGUCUGCUCUGGAAGAAAGCGGAAGGCUGUCAAGUCCUGUUUGGUAUGUCUCUCCUCUUACUGUGAAACUCACUUCAGAGCUCACAACGAUGUCAACCCAGGGAAGAAACACAAAGUGAUUGAAGCUGCUGGUAAACUGGAGGAUCUGAUCUGCUCUCAGCAUGAUAAACUGCUGGAGGUCUUCUGCCGCACUGAUCAGACGUGCAUAUGCAUGCUGUGCAUCAUGGAUGAACACAAAGGACAUGACACUAUUUCAGUUGCAGCAGAGCGGACAGAGAAACAGAAAGAGCUGGGAGAAACACAGCGAAAAUUCCAUAACGUCAUCAAAGAAAAAGAGACUCACCUACAAGACCUCAGAAAGGCUGUAAAAACUCUUCAGUGUUCUGCUGACGCAGCAGUGGAGAGCAGUGAGAGGGUCUUCACUGAGAUGAUCCGCUCCAUUGAGAAAAGGCGCUCUGAGGUGAAAAAGCUGAUCAGAGAUCAGGAGAGGGCUGAUGUGAGUCGAGCUGAAGAACUUGUGGAGACACUGGAACAGGAGAUCGCUGAGCUGAAGAGGAGAGUUGAUGAGCUGGAGCAGUUCUCACAAAGUGAAAAUAACAUCCGUUUUCUCAAGAGUUUCCAGUCUCUGUGUGCCUCCACUACAUCUGACAAGGCAUCUACAUGCUCAGUGCAUUCAGAUGUGCUUUUUGAGAGAGUGAGUGACAGCCUCACUAUGCUCAAAGAGAAACUGCAGGAUGUGCUCCACCAGGGACUACAGGACAUGACUAAAGCUGGUGAACAAAUCAGCAUUUUCAGACCUUCAGAGCCUGUAACCAGAGAGGAUUUCCUGAAAUAUUUCCAUCAGCUGACAUUGGACCCCAACACGGCUCAUAUUCUGCUGAGACUGUCUGAUGGAAACAGAGUUGCAGAAAUGGUUAAUGAGAGUCAAUCAUAUCCUGAUCAUCCAGACAGAUUUGAUAGUGUAUCACAGGUGAUGUGUUCAGAGGCUACAUCUACCAGGUGCUACUGGGAGGUUGAGUGGUCUGGACUUGUGUAUAUAGCUGUUUCAUACAAGGGGCUGAAGAGGAAAGCAAAUGAUAAUGAUGUUAAGCUUGGGUUUAAUCCAAACUCCUGGGCAUUGCAGUGCCAUUCAUCAGGGUUUUGGUUCUACCAUAAUAAUAAAGAAACUGAACUCCCUCAUGCUCAGAUCUCCUCUAGAAUAGUAGGAGUGUAUGUGGAUCACAGGGCAGGAACUCUGAGCUUCUACAGUGUCUCUGCUAACACAAUGACUCUGCUGCACAAAGUAGAGACCACAUUCACUGAGCCACUAUAUCCUGCCUUUUGGCUCUACUAUGUUGGCAACAAAAUCAAAUUGUGUCAGUGACAGCAAACCAGCACAAAAAUACGUUCAUGUCCAUAUGCCGAAAACAAAUAUACUGUAUUAUCAUUUAAGAAAUUCCACUCUUUGUGAUAUUCAGUUUAGAUAAGACAAUUGUUCAAUGAUGACAUGACCUUGCCUUGCUGAAAUGUUGUGAAGGCUAAUAGUACAGAAGAUUGUUUUUUUGUAUGUUUGUUUGUUUGUUUCAACAUAAACCGCUCUCUUCAGUAUAAUGUGGUCUGUUCAGUCGUGAAGUUAAAGGUUACAUGUAGAAUGGGUGUUCAAUAUAGUUGACUAUUUCCAUGAUAUAAAAAUUCUCAAUCAGGCCCCCCAGUUUCAGUAGGGUAGCAAAGCUGUCACCCAGUGCUGUCAUGCUCUGUACUAGAAUCAGUCGCUACCAUCAUCACUUCAUCCUGUAGAGGUAAUUUAGCAGCCUACUGAUUACUGUGUGGGAUAUACUUUACUGUUCAUCUUCAUCUAAAGAUGGUGGCUCAUGGAUGUUUUUAAAUGAUAGAUUCCUGUUUUGGUGCUUGUAGGUGUUUAAAGUGUUUAUUUAACACUGUCUGUAAACAUGUAAUGUAAUAUGUGUAAUUAAUAUCUGUAAUGUCUGUAAAACCUUUUACAAGUGGUACAUUCUUCAUCUUCCAAGUCUUUAUGUUGGUUUGCUUUUUGUUUAGUUUUUUCUUGAAUCACGAAGAGUAUAUAAAUAGGCUACUUUGAACUCAUACGA
Messenger RNA from Engraulis encrasicolus (European anchovy), 2456 nucleotides. RefSeq names its product tripartite motif-containing protein 16-like. Bases 62 to 1732 code for a protein of 556 amino acids. Gene Ontology annotation, molecular function: zinc ion binding; protein binding. NCBI's taxonomy places the organism in Eukaryota, Metazoa, Chordata, Actinopteri, Clupeiformes, Engraulidae. The transcript has 6 exons. The record is from RefSeq and is a predicted model, not a curated record.